This is a messenger RNA of Cucurbita maxima (winter squash), 790 nucleotides long. RefSeq names its product ethylene-responsive transcription factor 8-like. The record is from RefSeq and is a predicted model, not a curated record. Lineage: Eukaryota; Viridiplantae; Streptophyta; Magnoliopsida; Cucurbitales; Cucurbitaceae. Gene Ontology annotation, molecular function: DNA-binding transcription factor activity; DNA binding. Gene Ontology annotation, biological process: regulation of DNA-templated transcription. The transcript has a single exon. Bases 76 to 687 code for a protein of 203 amino acids.
CAAGUCCCUUCCUUUCCACUUCCAUUUCCUCUAUCAACUUAGAACCAAUCGGAUCACCAUUUUCUUCAAUCAACUAUGGCGCCGAGAGACGGGGUUAAGGCGGCGGUGGCAGCCGGCUGCAAGGACAAAGAGGUGCAUUUUAGAGGAGUGAGGAAGAGGCCAUGGGGAAAAUACGCGGCGGAGAUUAGAGAUCCGGCGAAGAAGAUCCGUGUGUGGCUAGGCACAUUUGAAACAGAGGAAGAGGCGGCGAUGGCUUACGAUGCCGCCGCCCGCAAAUUCCGCGGCGCCAAGGCUAAGACUAACUUUCCUUUUCCCUUUCCCGUUCCCGUUAUCGUCAACAGAAGUAGCACCGUUGAAUCCCCCAACCCAGACCCCACUCUUGACCUCAAUCACGAACCUGACGCUAUCGCCGCCGGAUCCACGCCGCCCUUCCCCUUCGGAAUUUUCCCGCCGCCCAAUCACCUUUUCCUCUUCGAUCAUCCCAUUUUCCGCCACGGAAUGGUUGAGAUUCUUCAUAAUCAUCAAUCCGCCGCGAGUUUCGAUCGCCGCCACCAAAAAACAGUCCCCAACGGCGGAGUUCAAAGUGACUCAGAUUCAUCCUCCGUUAGUAAUCUGAAUCAAAAUGACCACAAAUCAAGACCCACUCUAGAUCUAGAUCUCAAUUUCCCUCCACCGGAGUCCGCGUAGGCUUCAAUUUUUCGACAUCGAUGGAUUAUGGCAACAUUUUUGAAGCUCCAUGUCAAUUAAUACACGUGUACUAGCUAUCAGGACUAUCUAACUCCUUUUUGUU